AAAAAGGUCUGCAAGUUGACAUCUGGAGAAUGGGAACUUUGCACAGUCAACCAUGGAGGAAUAUCGAGUGGAAAGAAAGUACAAAAGACAGUCUCAAGAAAUUUGUGCAAGAAUACAAACCCAUUAUUGACUCAGUACCUCAGGCUCGGAUUCUUCUCGUUGGUGAUGUUGGUGCUGGAAAAUCAAGCUUCUUCAACUCCAUCAGCUCUGUCUUCUGUGACCACAUAACAGCCCAAGCCAAUGCAGGAGACAAUCCCACCACCCUGACGCUGAAGUAUCACACUUACCAGGUGAGGGAGGGCACAGGUGGACGGCCUCUCUCAUUCCUCCUGUGUGACACCAUGGGAUUGGAACAAACAACUAAUGGAGGGGUGAACACUGAUGAUAUUGAGAGCAUCCUGAAGGGCUACAUACCGGACGGGUACCAGUUUGACCCUAAAAUACCAUGGAGCCAAAAUGGUGAUCAAACUCAUGUUCCACCACUUAAGGAGAGGAUCCACUGUGUGGUGUUUGUGGUAGACGCCUCAACACUUCCACUUAAGAAUUCAAAAGAUGAGAAACCCAAAAAAUUUACUAAAAUCAAAGACAAAGCUAACUUGCUUGAUGUCCCUCUAAUGGUUCUACUGACCAAAGUGGACAAAGUGUGCCCACACACAGGAAAGGACUUGAAAAAUGUGUACUGGAGUGACUACUUAAAGGUGCAGAUCGAAAAAGCGAGUCGAAUACUGGGCAUCCAAACGUCAAAUGUCUUUCCAGUGAGGAAUUACUUCCGCGAGACUGAGCUGGACAUGCCCCGUGACAUCCUGCUUCUCACUGCAAUGCAGAAAAUGCUACACUUAUCUAAUGAUUUCUUUGCUAAUUUUGAGGAAGACACAAAGUGAGUCAGACAUAUAUGAUGUGUGUAUAAAGUUGAGAUAUAACCACACCACACACUGUAACCCUACACUGGAUUAAGAGAUUGAAUAUGAAAUUAAAGAUAAUUAUUAAAGAUCAAUAAAAUUACCCGAUGAUUCCAACAUGGGUCAGUGUCAGUCUCAAAUCUAAUUUGGUCCAGAGAUCUAGCUCUCUAUUUUGAGUUUGCCUGUGUCACUGUCAAUUUGAUUACUAGAUUGUUGGAUUGUAAAUGGACAAUUAAAUAGUCUCACAUUCAAA
Molecule: messenger RNA, 1152 nt
Organism: Brienomyrus brachyistius
Lineage: Eukaryota; Metazoa; Chordata; Actinopteri; Osteoglossiformes; Mormyridae
Product: interferon-induced protein 44-like
Exons: 7
Coding region: 30-881 (283 amino acids)
Molecular function (GO): GTP binding
Source: RefSeq, a predicted model, not a curated record